Messenger RNA from Jaculus jaculus (lesser Egyptian jerboa), 1228 nucleotides. RefSeq names its product magnesium transporter NIPA2-like. The record is from RefSeq and is a predicted model, not a curated record. NCBI's taxonomy places the organism in Eukaryota, Metazoa, Chordata, Mammalia, Rodentia, Dipodidae. Gene Ontology annotation, molecular function: magnesium ion transmembrane transporter activity. Gene Ontology annotation, biological process: magnesium ion transport. Gene Ontology annotation, cellular component: membrane.
GAAAAAAAAAAAAAAAAGGCCUUCUAAGACUUGCUAGAAAAGGCUCCAUGAGAGCAGGUCAAGGUGACCAUGCAUAUCUUAAAGAAUGGUUGUGGUGGGCUGGAUUGCUGUCAAUGGGAGCUGGUGAGGUGGCCAACUUUGCUGCAUAUGCAUUUGCACCAGCCACGCUAGUGACUCCACUAGGGGCUCUCAGUGUCCUUGUAAGUGCCAUUCUUUCUUCGUACUUUCUAAAUGAAAGGCUUAAUCUUCAUGGAAAAAUUGGGUGUUUGCUAAGUAUUCUAGGAUCUACAGUUAUGGUCAUCCAUGCUCCAAAGGAGGAAGAGAUUGAGACCCUAAAUGAAAUGUCACAUAAGUUAGGUGAUCCAGGUUUUGUGGUCUUUGCAACACUUGUGGUCAUUGUAUCCUUAAUAUUAAUCUUUGUGGUGGGACCUCGCCAUGGACAGUCGAACAUUCUUGUAUACAUAACAAUCUGCUCUGCGAUUGGAGCAUUUUCAGUCUCCUGUGUGAAGGGCUUGGGCAUCGCCAUCAAAGAGCUGUUGGUUGGAAAGCCUGUGCUGAAGCAUCCCCUGGCUUGGCUUCUGCUGCUGAGCCUCGUGGUCUGCGUGAGAACACAAAUUAAUUACCUAAAACGAGCUCUGGAUAUAUUCAACACUUCCAUUGUGACUCCAAUAUAUUAUGUGUUCUUUACAACUUCAGUUUUAACUUGUUCAUCUAUUCUUUUUAAGGAGUGGCAAGAUAUGCCUAUUGAUGAUGUCACUGGGACUCUGAGUGGCUUCUUCACAAUUAUUGUGGGGAUAUUGUUGCAUGCCUUUAAAGACGUCAGCUUUAGUCUAGCCAGUUUUCCUGUGUCUUUUCGAAAAGAUGACAAAACAAUGAAUGGCAAUCUUUCUAGUAUGUAUGAAGUUCUUAAUAAUAAUGAAGAAAGCUUACCAUGUGGAAUUGAACAGCACACUGGUGAAAAUAUCUCCCGUAGGAAUGGAAAUCUGACAGCUUUUUAAGAAGGAUAUGUUGGAAGGCUAAUCUGUAUUUCUGUUAGAAAAUGAUUUAGAGUAUCAGAAUGUAUUUGGAAAAAAACAUGGUCCUCAAAUAAUGUUCUCUAAAGACAAUCUUUUUUAAGCUUUCACUAAUUUGGAUCAAGAAAUUACUUUUCUUAUAUUAAGCAAUGGUAGCUCACUAAAGUGACCUCAAUACAAUGGCUGAUUUCCAUUAACAUUGAAUUGUAAAGGUA